AUGCACGGCGCGCGCUUCGUCCAGCAGCUGCGCGCCGGCUUGCGGCAGGGCUGGCGCGCACACGCCGCUGGCGCGCAGCGCAACGUCGCCGCCGCUGCCGGCGCCGCCGGCGCGCUCGGCCAGCUCGUGCAGCGCGCCGGCCUCAAGCUCGCCGGCGGCGCGAUGGUGCUCGGGGGCGGCGGCACGGCGGUCACGAUGAUGACGCGCGAGCAGCAGGUCGAGAUCGAGGCCAGCAGCGAGACCGCAAAGCUGGCAUGGGUGCAGGCGCUGGCCGCGCAGCCGGGCAUGCGGGAAGUGCUUGUGCCGGGGCAGCAGCUGCGGAAGCAUCCUGUGGGGCAACUGAUCAGCGAAGAGGAUCACUUGGUGGGUGCCACGGGGGUUUUCUCGUCGUAA
Molecule: messenger RNA, 393 nt
Organism: Monoraphidium neglectum
Lineage: Eukaryota; Viridiplantae; Chlorophyta; Chlorophyceae; Sphaeropleales; Selenastraceae
Exons: 1
Coding region: 1-393 (130 amino acids)
Source: RefSeq, a predicted model, not a curated record